AUGUCCGCCCAACCCAACGGUAGCAACAACAUGGAGAACCCCGGCCUCAUCGCCGGCCACGCACAAUACGUCAAGGGCGCUGCUGAGGCGACCAUUGGAUCAGUAACAGGCAACCAAGCCUGGGCGACAUCGGGCGAGCAGGACAAGAACCAAGCCAUCGACGCGAUGAAGGCCGCCAGCGAGAACAGAGACACUAGUCAGGGCUACGGAGGCGUCGAGCAGGCGGCCGGGAACCUGGUCGGGUGUGAGGGAAUGCAGAAGGAGGGGGCUGAGAGUAAGAAGCAGUAG
Messenger RNA from Macroventuria anomochaeta, 288 nucleotides. RefSeq lists its product as uncharacterized. The record is from RefSeq and is a predicted model, not a curated record. The transcript is spliced from 2 exons. Lineage: Eukaryota; Fungi; Ascomycota; Dothideomycetes; Pleosporales; Didymellaceae. Bases 1 to 288 code for a protein of 95 amino acids.